GUCGUCGUCGUCGCUGGCGACGCGGCGCGGCGCGGCGCAGAGCAGCGCGACGCCUCCCUCCGCCGCCGCCGCCGCGCAGCGCCUCCUCCCUCGCCAUCGAGCCUCCCACACAACGCAUACAAGCUUAGCUCCCGAGGAGGCCUCACCGACCAAGCGGCGUCAGCUCGCGCCGCGUCCGUCGCGGGUGAGUCUCGGCGUCAGCUCGCGCCGCGUCUGUCGCGGGUCCUCGGCGCCGGCCCUCGCCUCCUCUUCAGGGCGGCCGCGUUCGCCUCCCUCAGCUGCUUCUGCCUCUGCUCCGCCUCCUCUCCCGCCGUGCGGCCCCGCGCGCCGCGGUCUCCGACGCCAGCUCGCCCCCCCGUUCUCUGCUCGCCAACGGCGCGGCGGCGUCCUGAUACAGACCUUGCUGGGGCCCUGGUCGUUGCUACAUCGGAACCAACCUGCGGCUUGCUUUGAGCACUUCUUCGUCGAUUAUCACUGAGUGCUGCCCCUUAUCGGAAAAGUUCAUUGUUCACCAUCAUCUGAUCAUCAAGCUUCACUGGUAUGCUCCUAGAACCUACAUCUCAGACCCUAUUAAUCUAUCUAUGGCGCGUUCCGAAACAAUGUCCUGGAAAUGUAUGAUUAUUGAUUACUCUGAUAGUGCAGGGUUUAAGUGGAUUCACUAUUAUUGAUUUUGCCUAUGUAGGGAUGCAGGAUUAUAUAAGUGGAUACACUUGAACCCUUGCACUUAUACAUCCCAGACCUGGCGUAUUGAUCUAUCUAUGAUUCACUAUUUGACUAUUUGUUGGAAUGCUUUUUUUAGGGAGAGAAAGGUGGGGGUGGUGAACUGGUGAUGAUAAAGUUGUAGAAAUGUUUGUUCUAGGAUUGCUUGCAUUUUAUCUGUAGUAAGAUAGUGUAUGUGGUAGGGAUCACAGUGAAAUCUCGAUGACACACAAGGGAUUGGACAAAAUUGGAGGGCAUGGAAGGGAUUGAGUCAGUUUUGAGGUGCAUACAGGGAAUUUACUCCUAGUUAUAUGUUGUACUGUUACAGGCCUUACUGGGGCCAGCGCGGCUGCUUCCGUGCCGUGGUUGUUGCUUCAUACGGACCAACCUGCAGGUGCUUUGAUUUUCGCUGUGUCAAUCAGAAGAAGGAUCUCCACCAGAUGGCUGCACCAACCAUUUUCUCAAAUCCGUUAGAGAAAUGGAUUUUCCACAAAACCAAGGAGUCAGUUUUCUUGGUGGACUUUGUGCCCAAAAAGGAUGCUGAUGGAAAGAUAGAAGAAAUUCUUAAUCGAUUGGAAACUGUACCGGAGGACAAGAGACAGAAACUAACUUUCGAGGAUAGAUGUUGCACGGGUUUUGUGGUAGAUGACAAGUCUCAGGAACUUAAGAUAUUAUGCUCUGCCCAUUGCCUUGACCAUCUUUUUACUUCAGAAAAUCCAAUAUCAGCUCAAGAGAUAGGUGAUUUAUAUGACAUUAAUAUCAUCUGUGAUCACUAUGAAUGUAGUUUCCGCAAAGACAAGACACCGGACAAGAUAAGAUACUACUCGAGGGCAAACAUUGUUCAGAUUGACUGUGACAAAGACUUAAUCCUUCUAAAUGUAAGCAAAAAGAAUGUGCUUGCAUAUGGGAAGAAUGGACGGGCUUGCCGGCAUUCUCAUCCUGCGUUGGUUCCUAGUAAGAGACAUCUAGAGCCAAUGGAGAAGGUUCUUAUGGUUUCUUGGCCACCAUUUAGGCCCAGGACAGUAGCAUCGGGCAAGGUUUCUCAUUGUGACCGGGAGUACGCUGACACAAGUAAAACAAACCUGGUCGGGUACACUAUGACACUGGUUGAAGUGAAUAUACAGAGUGAACCUGGGGGCUCAGGUGCUCCUUUGCUUGAUGCUGAUGCAAAUUUCACUGGGGUACUGCAUGGAGGGGCAGAUGGCUGUUCUUGGUUUAUAUCAUUACCCGACAUCUGCCAGGCUUUAACUUCUUGGGGUAUCCUUACUCAGUAGUGCUCCCUGCCAUCCUUGCAAGUAGUUCCAAUCAAAGAAUUUCAUUUGUAGCGUUGGGCCACCUGGAGUCAUGGAUCAGUUUUCUUGCCUAACAUUCUCUUGAUUUUGGGCCACUGAAUGAUGCAAGGAAAAAACAUCAGAAAUCAUCUGUGGUUACAAGUACUGGGAAGAAUAGCAAGAAAAAAUACAGUUCAUCUUGUAGGACAGACUUUUACUGCAAUGAAUUUAUGUGGAAGAGGCAUUAAUUUCUGAGAUCUUUUAUUUUGCUGAA
Oryza sativa Japonica Group (Japanese rice) is the source of this 2244-nucleotide messenger RNA. NCBI's taxonomy places the organism in Eukaryota, Viridiplantae, Streptophyta, Magnoliopsida, Poales, Poaceae. The record is from RefSeq and is a predicted model, not a curated record.